AUGUCUUUCUUAUCGGACUUCUAUACUCGUCUGUCUGGCACCUUCAGCCGACCGGACGAGCCCGAACUUGUCACUGUGGUCAACGUGGCCCAGUCAGACUCGGCCAACUCCAACGAUGCAUCAAGCCGCACUCUAUCUCCCGAACAUGACAAGGGAGACAUCGACACUCCCGAGAAGGCUUCCGUCUCGACACGAUCGCAUAUACCUCGCACGCCGUCCUUCGCUCCUCCGGCUACGCCCUUCGCUGGUCAAGCCUCGCCAGUAGUCAACCGGGCUGCAGCCGAACAACUCAUGCGCGAGGCCGGUGCCUCUGCCCCAACACCAGCGCUCAAGCCUACACCUUUCUUUGGCAUCUUUGCUCCGCCGCAGACUCCCGCGACCCGCGACCUGUCGCCCGUGAGAAACCAGGCCGCCGAGGAGCAGCUCAGGCGAGAGAUGCUCGACGAAGUACCUGAAACACCCGCCCCUGUUCAAGUCAAGGUAGGAGUCACUCCCAUGACACUCUACAAGACACCGGCAGCAGCGCAUACCACACCAGCCGAGCCAUCCACAGAACAGUCUCUUGCGACAGACGCAUUCCAGACUCCUUCGAUCGUGCCUUCGAGACUCCAACUUCAGAGCCAAUCACCCAUUCAAGAAGAGUCGGAAAUUGUCUUUGGAAACAUCGAGCACGAAGCCGAGUCUUCUUCGACUGCCGCAAUCGAGCAAGAAGAGGUAGAGGCAGAAGACUCGGAGGUCUCAGCAGCAUCAUCCCCUCAUGCAGCUGUUGACAUGGGUCUGUCUGAGGCAGAAGACAACGAUACAUCGACCACAUCGAUAGAGUCUAGCGAUUCGGAAGAGCGUCGCGCAAUCGUCAUUCCAACAAACAAAGGUCGCAAGAACCAACGUCGCUCUAACCCGCGUAUCACAUCCAAGAACUACGACGAUAGAAGGACAAGAGUGCAAAAGCCAUCAAGACCGGGCGUGGGCAGAAGCGUCAGCGGAAGGGAAGAGCUAUUGAACAGAGCACGCAAGCGCUUCUACGAUGGCAAGGCAGCAGGCAACAACAAGCUCUUUUGA
Aureobasidium namibiae CBS 147.97 is the source of this 1059-nucleotide messenger RNA. RefSeq lists its product as uncharacterized. The transcript has a single exon. Bases 1 to 1059 code for a protein of 352 amino acids. The record is from RefSeq and is a predicted model, not a curated record. NCBI's taxonomy places the organism in Eukaryota, Fungi, Ascomycota, Dothideomycetes, Dothideales, Saccotheciaceae.